Messenger RNA from Telopea speciosissima, 1378 nucleotides. RefSeq lists its product as uncharacterized. NCBI's taxonomy places the organism in Eukaryota, Viridiplantae, Streptophyta, Magnoliopsida, Proteales, Proteaceae. The record is from RefSeq and is a predicted model, not a curated record. The transcript has 5 exons. The annotation marks the transcript as partial.
UAUUCAUCCUCUGCUCAAACCUCAGUUCCAUCCUCAUCUUUCGAGCUAAAAAACCCUAGCAAGAAUCAGUCUACUCUCAAGCGCCUGACCGGAAGCUCAGGUAGUCGCCGAAGAUCGCCUGAUCCAAUCUCCACUACAGGGAAUUCAUCUCGCGUGCUUACCAAAACGAAACCUUCUGAUCUGGCUCCCACUAAGAUCAAGAACGAGCAGAAUUUGAGUUCCAUGGUGAAGAAAUUCAUGGAUAGGAGAUCCAAAAUGAAGGCAAGAGCAGAUUACUCGACUUUCGUUAUUCCUGCCGACUUUAUAGCUGAGGAUCUGAAGAAGACGGCAGCCAAAGGUUCAAAGUUUUCAGCUUUCCCCAGGAAAAUGUUCCAAAAGGGCUUUCCAGCAACGGAACGAACUGAGAUAAAGGCAUUAACGGAGGUGAAGGCGAACACAAGGACGUUAGCAAUGGUGCUUAGGAGUGAGAGGGAGCUUUUGAGCCAGAAUAAAGAGUACGAUACAGAAAUAACGGAGCUCAAGAUGAUGCUAGAGGAGAAAAAUAGAGAAGUUGAGAAGUUGAAAGAUUUGUGUUUGAAACAAAGGGAAGAAAUAAAAUCCUUGAAAAGCGCUAUUCUGUUCCCAGAUGUUAUGAACUCUCAACUUCAGGAGCUUUUAGAGAAGCAGGGAUCAGAACUUAAACAGGCAAGACAGGUCAUUCCAUCUCUCCAGAGACAGGUGACAUCUCUAACAGGCCAGCUCCAAUUUCUUGCUGAGGAUCUUGCUGAGGUAAAAGCAGAUAAGUAUGCAGUACGAGCAUGUGUGGAACAUCAUGGCCACUCUCCAAAAACACCUGCAUACAAUCAAGAGGCUGCUAAUUCUUUGGAAUACAGUUCAGGGGAUUCAGUGACUCCUGGUAGUCCGGAUGACAUGCUUCUCAAAGAUUUGAAUCCUUGUUUGACACCUCAUUUUGCCAUGACAAAGUCUAAGGAGCUUGAGAUGAUGGGUUAUGAAUCUCCAAAUGAGGAGCAGUUAAGAAACAAUACAGGAGCGUGGAAUGAUAACUGCUUGGUGUCUCAUCGGGAGAAACUGCCCAAGAGCUCUUAGUAUUGCCAAAGGCCAAGUUUGAGGAGUGCAGCUAGACGUGUGGCUUGCAGGUCAGAUGAGAAUAAAUGUAUUAAUGAAAAGUUAAUGUAUCAAAAGCAUUUCUGAAUGUGAGUUGUCAUUGGCUCAAGUUGCACUCCCAUUACCAUUUCUUUUUCCCUUUUCUCCAAUUAGUUUGUUUCUUUGGUUUGUUGCAGUAAUCUGUAAUGUCAUAGUUGGAAAAUAUAAUGGGAAAAAUGAUUCAGAGAUCCCUUAUGUCUGUAUCAAUGAAAUAAGAAAUAUAAUGUUGUACAAC